This is a messenger RNA of Tachysurus vachellii, 1649 nucleotides long. RefSeq names its product spondin 2a, extracellular matrix protein (gene spon2a). Lineage: Eukaryota; Metazoa; Chordata; Actinopteri; Siluriformes; Bagridae. The transcript has 7 exons. Bases 94 to 1110 code for a protein of 338 amino acids. Gene Ontology annotation, biological process: cell adhesion. Gene Ontology annotation, cellular component: extracellular matrix. The record is from RefSeq and is a predicted model, not a curated record.
AGACAAAGAGAGAGACAAAGUAGAGAAGAGUGAGAGUCCUGCUCUGUGCUGCACAUCUCCAACUUGGUGCUGCUGUAUCCUCUUCUGGACCAGAUGAUGAUGAUGAUGAUGCCCUCUGAGCUCCUCGUCCCCGGGUGGCUGCAGCACCUGCUCGUUGUGCUCCUGAAGCUGAGCCUCUCCUGUGCAUCCCCUCUAAAAUUUACCAAUGAAACGGCGUGCACGGCCCGAGGACCCGCCUCUUACAUCCUAGUAUUCACUGGUCAGUGGAGCCCGCAGAUGUUCCCAAAACAGUACCCUUUAUUCCGACCUCCUGCACAGUGGUCCAAACUUGUAGCUGUCACCCACAAUGAGCGGUACCGGUUGUGGCAGGAAGGAGCGAUGGCAAGCCCUGGUGUGAAGAGUUUUGCUGAGCUCGGUGUCACGGUUGAGCUGGUAAAGGGGGCAAAAGAAGCAAGGAAGAGGAGGGUAGUGGGGUCCAUGUACCGCACAGCAGGGAUCCCAUCCGGAGUCGGCCACAGCUCCACUGAACUCGUUCUGCAGCCCAGGAACCCACUGCUCUCCUUGAUGGUGAAAGUGAUUCCCAGCCCUGAUUGGUUUGUUGGGGUGGACAGCGUAAGCCUGUGUGAAGCUGGCCAGUGGAAAGAGGAAGUGACUUUCGACCUGCAUCCAUUUGAUGCCGGGACGGACAGCGGUUUCACUUUCUCUUCGCCCAAUUUUCCCACAGUUCCCCCUGAGAACAUCACAAUGAUCACAUCUCAGAAGCCGAAUCAUCCUGCAAACUCUUUCUACUACCCCCGGCUGCCUGAGCUUCCGCCGCUAGCCACCAUCUGGCUAAAAAAACAGCCUCGAUCAUCCAUCCGUCAACACAACCACGUGUCCAAUCAUAUCCUGCCUCAACUCAGCAAAACCCCACAAUUUGCAGAGACGCCGCUGGACUGUGAGGUCUCCAUGUGGUCGUCCUGGGGCCUGUGUUUGGGGCCAUGCUCCAGAGGAGGAAUGCGUCAUCGUACCCGCUACAUCCUCUUGAAACCUGCUAACAGCGGCACCCCCUGCCCCGAGCUGGAGGAACAGUCUGAGUGCACGCCACACAACUGCCUGGUGCAGCAGUGAUGCUCGUUUACACACAGAGCCAAUUUGCAAGGCCAUGUCCUAUAUAAUACCUAAAGAAGUCAGAUGUCAGAGGUCACAGCGAGUGGUGAUCUAACGCGCCAGUUCUGCAGGAAUAUUCUGCGGUUCCUGCAUUCAGCUUAUACAAAGACACUUUUUGAAAACACAUUUUUAUAGUGUAUCGACAAAUAAUCACAUACUUUUUGCAGACAUCAUUUUUCAUAGUCGAUUUUUGAACAUGUCAAAUGUUAUCGAUAUUUUCUUUUAUUAUUAUUAUUAUCUACAUUUCACAACAGCACUGAGACAAAAGUACUUCAGUUGUGGAAUGAAUUGACCAACAGUGCCCUCCACUAGUACACUUUAAAUAAGCCCACUAAGACUGAACUCUUAUACUGGGCCAAUUAGGAUGAGCUCUCUAACAUCAUUAGGCUAAUAAUCUUAUAUAAUUGUUGUUUUGUUCCCUUCACCACCAUUGAAAAGAUGUAUAUAUGAUGUAUUUAAUCAUUUUCUCCUUUUAAUAAAUGUGGAGUUGUUUCCUUAAA